This is a messenger RNA of Bradysia coprophila, 4266 nucleotides long. RefSeq names its product GATA zinc finger-domain containing protein GATAd (gene GATAd). Gene Ontology annotation, molecular function: RNA polymerase II cis-regulatory region sequence-specific DNA binding; zinc ion binding; DNA-binding transcription factor activity, RNA polymerase II-specific. Gene Ontology annotation, cellular component: nucleus. The record is from RefSeq and is a predicted model, not a curated record. NCBI's taxonomy places the organism in Eukaryota, Metazoa, Arthropoda, Insecta, Diptera, Sciaridae. Gene Ontology annotation, biological process: negative regulation of transcription by RNA polymerase II; positive regulation of transcription by RNA polymerase II; cell fate commitment.
AAUGAUUGAAUGGCAAACGAAUAGUUGUCAUUUAAGUUCUAAAUUAAGUCUGCAAUGGUGAAAAAUUAAUAAAUUAAAUAAAAAUAAUUGUGAGACGUUCUGUGAUAAAUCGAACAAAAUUCUCGGUAAAACAUACUAAAAAUUGAAGUUUUUUUUAUAGAUUGCAUAAAUGUGUGUGCUUCGCACAGUGAUAUUAAAAAUGAGAUAAAAAUGCGCUCAUUGUCUAGUAGCGAUUCCCUCUCUUUUUUGGUGCUGUUUGAUAAUCACGAAAAUUCUACCGCUAUAGGCAGUGGGAGACUUUUAUUGUAGUUUGGAGAGCUCAAUUUUAGUUCACAAACGGCGCUCCAUCAGUUAACAAUGAAGAUCUUUUUAUUGCAAGACAUGUGUAGACAUGCAUAAUAAAUCCCCAAGUUUUGUAUAGGCUCUUUUGUUUCUUCGUUUUAUUAUUUUUUUGUUGUUCUGUUGUACGUUUUUUGUUUUAUUUAUUCGUUCAAUGAGUGUGGGUUUUGAGUGGCUUAAAUGCAGUGGUGCUGAUAAAGGAGAAAAAAAAACGUUUCUGUUUCCACUCGAUGAACGCUUUAUGUUCGGAUAACACUCACACGAUAAUACAAUUGAAUUUUUUUUGUGAAUAAGUCCAAUCGUAGGACGCGGGCUAUCCUAACAGAAAUUACUUUGAUCAAAUAUAACGAAGAAAAAAAUCAAUUGUUCAAAUAUGUGCACAGCUAGAUACGAUUUUGUUUAUACAACCAGCAAGUGAUUGUGCAAAUAUUUGAUAAGAAAACGUUUUUCAUUUUACUUCUUAUUGAUAGCAACCAACGGAUGACGCGCAAUCAUAUAUAAAAUAUUAUAAGUAAAAAAAAAAACGUAAUUUACAAUUGUAUUGAGUGUAGUAGCACAGAAAGUGAUAGAAAAUAUUACGGUGUGUGAUCCAAAUAAAAUAUAUAAAAUAUUCUCCUCGAUGCGCUUGUUUCGUGUCUGUAUAUAUAUCGAAGAGCGCUCUCUGAUAACAAAGAAAAUUAUUUAAAUCGUCAAACAGCAGCAGAUGGCUUGUUGGAAUGGUUGAAAAUUCAGUGGAUUUUUAUGUUCGGAUAAAUGGAAGUUGAAAUUUUAUUCGUUCCACUUAAAAAUUGAGUGUUCACCCGAGCAGUAUGAUAAGCGCACGUAAUUUUACUUAAAAUUGUUUUAAUUAAUUUAUUAUUUUGUGUGUAUCGUAUCGACAAAAUAAUUGUGUUAAUGAACGGGCUACUGUAAAAGGAGUGAUAGCUGAAAUGUGAAAUAUUGAAACAGAAAGCAUUUUGAUAACUGCUGAUAUAUUACAUUAUAUAUAUAUCCAUCCAUCCAACACUCCUCCCUAUAUACAUACAUCCAUAUAUCAUUAAUGGCUUGCACAACAAAGAAAUUGGUUCGUACGAUGCAGAUGUCAAAAAAAUUAUUUUUAGAACUUGAAUAAAUACGUGCGCACAACAUACUCGAGUAUUCGAAUACUGUGCAAGAAGAAAAGGAACGACCAUAUGAAUAGUUGAAUGUAAAUGUGUUUGUGAUAAAAAUAUUUCGAAAUGCUCCCCAAUGUUUACAUUUUUCCCCGACAAUUUUAACUAAAUUAUGUGCAUACAUCAUUAUAUCGUGCGUGUCAUCAUCUAAUAAAAAUAUUGAAAAUAAUUGUUCGAGUGUCUAAAACAUUUUCGAAAUAACAGAGAAAACUCAAAUUUCGACCAAAAAAACGAAGUAAGAGGAAAACGAAAAAUAUUCAACGAUGAGUAAUGUACCGGACAAAUUCUAUCAAGUGUGUCGGUUGUGCUUGGCGGUGGUCUGUGAUAGUGAUAUUCCCGAAUUGUCCAUGUAUGAUAUCAGCAAAACGCGAUCGAUCGCACAAUCGCUAAAUCAACAGAUCAACAAUACGGUUAUCAUCAGCAAUACACAGAAAGCGGAUGAAACGAAUCAUAAGAACAAUUCCCUGCAUCAAUUGGCUGCUGACAAUAAAGAAUCCAUCGAUUGCAAUGCAUCCGGAUUACACAACGAUGGAAACGGUGACGGUGUCGAAGACGACGAUGAGUCACGCAUUGAAUUGCACGAACGAAUUUACACAUUUCUAGCGAUUACGGUGUCACCAACUGAUGGUCUACCAGCCGUUGUGUGUAAAAAAUGUAGAGACCAAUUGGACACAUGCCAUCGUUUUCGGGAGGAUGCACAACGAACACAAAGAAAACUGCAGAAUUUUUUACAAUUUGCAAACAAACUCACGGGAAGUCCGCAGGAUGUGUUAGCUAAGACAUCGGCCAGUCUAAACGAAUUGCUGUCACCGUCGUGUCGAAAAGCAUCUGAGCAUACAGCCGCUGCCGCAUUGACCGAACUGCGAAAUACCAGCAGCAAUCACCAUCACCACCAUCAUCAUCAAAAACAGCAACAGCAAAAAAACCAAUCAUCAUUAGUUACCUCAAUACUCAGUAAAAAUCAUAUUAACCAUUUGGAAGCUAAUUCAGUGUCUGUGAUUCCAAUCGAAGCGAAAACAUCAACGAUUGCAAAUAAUAUCCAAACUCGAUCCAAUUCAAAUCAACAAAAACCGCCCAUCAUUCAAAUGAAAAGUCUGAGCCAGCUGCAGCAACAAUUGGAAACGGCUGCUGUAUUGAUGGACAUCAGCAAGAAAGUAAUAAUUUCACCACCAAGCUCUAAUCCUCAAUCGCCCAGCGUACUGGACCAAUCUCAACCGCAAAGUAUUACUUCAACUGUGAUAAAUCUAAAACGUUCUACAAGUCUCGAAGAAAUGGAUUUGUCGGUGAAAAGACAGAAAAUCAGUGUCGACGAACAGGCGUCACCGCAUCGGGAUGGUCGGAAGAACUAUCAUUCUGCCGAUUUAACGGUUAUUAAACGACGCGUUAAAGAGGAAAUUCCGGACGAACUUAGCCAGCAAAGUGAUAGCAACGAUAGUUCCGAUCCCGGCCGAUUACAGAUGGACAUAAAUUCACAAGAUUCUGACGAUUCGAAAUUCAAUCACAAGCAAAUCGUUGAUUCGGGACGAGAAACACCGGACAGUUUAAAGUCAGAAGACCAUGGAACGGAUCCAGCAACCACACAACUGUGGCAAGCGUUGGCCCGAACGACAGUGAAUGGCGGUGGAAAUGAAGCUACUCAACUGCUGCGACAAAUGAUCAAUUGCAGAUCACUAGGUCUACCGCUUCCAUCAUCCCUUAUAAUUACUGGAGGUCAUUCAAAUGAACCGAUGUCAUUGAUAAAGAAUGAGUUGAACUCACAAAAGGCAACUGGUAGACGGAAGCAAUCGUGUCCGAGUAAAGCACCUUUCGACAACGCCGACAAUGAACCAACAAUACCUUCCGAUAUAGUGACAACUGAAUACAAUAACGGAAAUCAUAACUCCUGGUCAAAUAAUGUCGAUGACGGAGGAAAGCAUGGAAAAAAUUCAAACACCCAACAGCAGAAGGAUAUGUCUUGCACCAAUUGCGGUACAUUGACCACAACAAUUUGGCGACGUAAUCUGCGCGGUGAAAUGGUGUGUAAUGCGUGCGGCCUUUAUUUCAAAUUGCAUGGAGUCAAUCGUCCGCAUUCGAUGAGACGAGACACUAUACAUACACGACGGCGACGGCCCAAAGGCGAUAAAUCUGGCAGACGAAGAUCCAAGGCCCACGACAGUUCAAUGGAACAGGAUGGAAUGGAUGCUAAAGAUCAUUCGGAUUUGCAAGCACUACAAAACCACAAUUUAUUAAUUGCCUUAGGUGGUGUAGCGCGUGGUGGCACACCACAUUUUCCAAUGUCGCAUUACUCACAUUUCUUGCGUGCCUCACAAAACUAUUCCGAUGGAUCGGCUGAAGAGGUGCAGUUACCUAGCGGUGAAGAAUUGGUUACUGGUGAUGACAGCGGACCCGAAAAUGAUGUUGAUGCAUCGAAUAUACCCUUAAAUUUAGUGGCUACGCAAUUUGCAGCUGAUUAAUUCUUCUGACUAAUUUUACGUUUUUUUUAAACCAGCAGUCAAGUCAAACAUAAAUAGCAACGAAUCCAGUUAUGUCGAUUUGAAUCGAUGAUAAUAUUGGACAGGUCGAGGUAAUAUGCGUUUAAUGAAAUAAUUUACGAAUGUAACCGGUCGCAUGAUCUAGAAAAAAUACUUAUGAAUCUCAACCACAAAACACUGAUGAAUACUCAAUUAAUUCGAAUAAUUAUUUUUUUUUGUGUAAUAAUUUCGUCAUACGUAAUGUGAAAUCGGUGUGAUUUUGAAAUGGAAUUUGUAGAGCUGAAAUUAUCAAUUUAGCAAACUUA